AUGGGGGCCUCAGAUAGAAGCACAUCUGUGUCAUCCAAGAGUAAAGCUACCUCCCAUGAGGGCACAGGAACCUUGGACAAGACCACAACUGAACCACCCAAGACCAUAACUAUCUACCAUGAGGGAAUGAGAACCUCAGACAGGACCAUACCUCACUUAGAUAAGACUACAGGAGAUGCCCCUAAGGAUAAUGGAACCUCAGGAACGACAACAUCUCUCUCACAGAUCACCAGCACCUCACGUGAGAGCACAGGAGCCUCAGACAGAACCACAUCUGUCUCACCCAAGACCGUAACUACCAAUCAUGAAGGAAUGGGGGCCUCAGAUAGAAGCACAUCUGUGUCAUCCAAGACUGUCUCACCCAAGACUAUAACUACCUCUCAUGAGGGCAUGGGAACCUCAGACAGAACCACAGCUGUCUCACUCAAGAUAACAGACACUUCCCACAAGGGAAUGGGAACCUCCAUUACAAGAGAUUUGAACAAAGUCACUGGAGCAUCAAAUAGGACACCUGCAUUUGACAAAACCACAGGCUUGACUAUAGCUGUUUCAGACAAGGUAACUGAAUCCUUAGGAACCUCAAGCACAUCUACAUCUGCUUCUGACAAAACCAUAGGAACCACAGAACCAACCACAGUCAUGGGAAGUUCAGACAAAACCAUAACUUUUGGGGGAACCUCAGAAAAGAUGACCAAAUCCUUAGAAAGGACCACAGGCAUCUACAAGACUGCAACAUCUUCAAAUCAAACUCUGGAAGCUUCAGACAAAACUACCCAAAUUUUAGAUAAAACCACAAAAACUUCAGGAGCCACAAGAGCUUCAGAGAAGACCACAGAACCUUUGGACAACACUACCCAUAAAUCUCCAUCUACUCCCUUUAACACUUCAACUAUCCCUUAUCUGCCACUCCAGGUUACUAGUGAGAAAACCUUUGCCCCUUUCACAACUCUCAACAACAACCAGGAGCUGAAUUCUACCAAAUCGGUCAGUGACAACUGGCCAGAUCCGAAAACAGAUCAUUCAAGAGGAGAGUCCCAGAAUGGAGCAACCCAGGGGAUGCUGGAGGGGAAUUCUUUUCCUGCCUGGGCCAUUGUCAUUGUAGUUCUGGUGGCGGUGAUCCUCCUGCUGCUAUUCAUUGGCCUACUCAUCAUGGCUGUCUACAUAAUCCGAAUACGUCACCAUCAGAUGACAACAGACCGAGAGGAAAAUGAUGCAGAAGAUGAGGUUGGCCCCAAUUCUUAUCCUGUCUUCCUGAUGGAGCAGCAAACACUGGGUCGGAGCCCAUUACCGUUACCUUAG
Trichosurus vulpecula (common brushtail) is the source of this 1299-nucleotide messenger RNA. RefSeq names its product mucin like 3 (gene MUCL3). The transcript is spliced from 3 exons. The coding region runs from base 1 to 1299 and encodes 432 amino acids. NCBI's taxonomy places the organism in Eukaryota, Metazoa, Chordata, Mammalia, Diprotodontia, Phalangeridae. The record is from RefSeq and is a predicted model, not a curated record.